AUGAUUGAUUUACCCUUUCUAUGUCGGAAUGAACAAUGUAUGAAUAAUAAUACAAAUACGAUUGGUAACGGUAAUUCUUCUAUUAAUACAAAUUCUUAUAGAGAUACUAUAUUACAUUCUAAUAUUUCACCUUUAUUAAAACAUGAAUUACCUAAACAAGAAUUAAAUGAACCAUAUAUCAAGAAAAAAUGUCAAUAUCAACCUAAAUCAUCAUCAUCAUCAAUUACAUUUAAUCAUUCAUUUAAACUUAAUCAAAAUUAUAAUAAAAAUAAAUUGGAUAAUUUAAUAGAACAUUCAACAAAUAUUCAACAAAUAAAUAAUCAAUUAAAAUGUAAUUACAUUCAUAAUGAAUUAAAUACAAUAAAUAAUCCUAUUAUUUAUUAUUCUAAUUUAACAACAAAUUAUCAAAAAUACAAAAAUAUUUAUAAAACAUUAUGGAAUAAUCAACAUAAGAGAAUUUAUACAUUAAAAUCAAUAAAAUAUAAAAAUAAAAAUUCAAAAAAUGUAUUAAAAUCUAUUAAUAAAUUAAAUAAAAAUAAUUUAAUUAAUUUAAAAUCAAAAUUAACAAAAAAUGAAUAUUUUAAUAAAAAUUUAUCAUAUAAAUAUAUAAAUCCUAUACAUAAAACUGCUCAAAUUAAAACAAGAAAAAUAGAAAACUUUUUACAUCGAACAGUCAAUACUACUACCACUACUACUAAUAAUAAUAAUAGUAAUAGUAGUGAUAAUAAUAAUCAAGGUGGUGAUAAUCUUCACAAUAAAAUUUUCGAAUCAAUCAAUACAAUUUAUAGUAACCAUGCAUUUAAUCCUUUGAAAACUUCUAUUACUAAUCAGAAUAAUAACUUUGAAAAUAAAAUCAAUGAUAUUUUAAUGCCUAUAACUUCAUUAAAUGAAAUUAAUCAAAUUGUUCAUUGUAGUGAUCUUCUUAAAAAGAAUAAUUAUUUAUCAUCGUCAUCAAUAUCAUUAUCAUCAUCAGGAUCAUCAUCAACAUUAACAUUAACAUUACCUUCAUUAUCAACAGUGUUACCAAUAAAAUCAUUAUAUGAUAAUGAAAAAUUAUAUUUAAAACAAAAUAGUAUUAAAAAACAUUUACAAAAAUUAACAAGUUCAAUAUUUAAUUAUAAUUAUAUAUCUAAUCCGGUGUAUUCAAAUUCAUAUUAUUCAAUAAAUAAUGAUAAACCAUUAGAUUUACGUAAUCCAUUACAAAUUCACUUGAAUACUAUGUUAUGUAAAAAUAAAAGUCACAAUAAUAAUAGUAAUAACAAUAAUAGUUAUGGUAAUAGUAAUAAUAAUACUGAUGAUAAAUUAUUUAAUGAAAUUGAAAAACUUAAUAAAUUAUAUUUAUCAAUGGGAAAUUUUAAUUCAAAUGAAAUUUGGUCAACAAUCUUUACAUUAUUAAAUAGAAAGCUGAAUCAAUUUUCUCAACUUAAUCAAAAAUCCGAUAUAACAAAACUCGACUAUACUAUGGAGACUUGUAAUGACUUGGGUUAUUCUCCUUAA
This is a messenger RNA of Schistosoma spindalis, 1497 nucleotides long. Lineage: Eukaryota; Metazoa; Platyhelminthes; Trematoda; Strigeidida; Schistosomatidae. The record is from the annotation of a GenBank genome assembly.